This is a messenger RNA of Monodelphis domestica (gray short-tailed opossum), 7669 nucleotides long. It is a transcript of the gene HOXB4, whose product is annotated as homeobox B4. Gene Ontology annotation, cellular component: nucleoplasm; nucleus. Gene Ontology annotation, molecular function: DNA-binding transcription factor activity, RNA polymerase II-specific; RNA polymerase II cis-regulatory region sequence-specific DNA binding. Lineage: Eukaryota; Metazoa; Chordata; Mammalia; Didelphimorphia; Didelphidae. Gene Ontology annotation, biological process: anterior/posterior pattern specification; positive regulation of transcription by RNA polymerase II; embryonic skeletal system morphogenesis. The record is from RefSeq and is a predicted model, not a curated record.
CUCUAACCCCUCCUUUCUGAUCCUCUCUCCCAGUCUCUUCCCUCUAGCUGAACUAGGCUGUGGAGGGGUGCUGAAGCGGUUGCGGGGGGCGGGGUGGCUCCCACCGCUUGGCCCCCCUCUCCAGUUGACAUAAGGUACGUCUGCGGGAGGAGGCGGAGAAGCGGGAGAGAGGUCACGCUCUCUACCUGUGGCUUCGGAGAAAGGUGCAAGCAAAGAAGCGCGAGGGUACGCGCUUAUGGGCUGAGAGAGACGGACACUGGCCCUUUAAUAAUAUCAUAUUGUUUUCUGAAGUGAGCCUCUAUCUCAGUCAAACCGGGUUCUAAAAGUUACUGAGAAAUCUUUUCUGCCCUUCUCUGCAUGGAUGUUGAGGUUAGGCGUGGAGGGGGGACGCCGGGAAUCAUCUUGGCAGGUGUCUAGUCCUAGGAGGGUGUACGGCAGGUUUAACGGGCUUCAUCGCCAGGCCGCGAGUUCCCCUCAGCCCGCUUGGUUUCCUUCUUACUGUGCGGUUGUCUCAGUCAAAAAGCGGGGGUUGAGUCUCACUCUCUAUGUUCCCUGGAGUGAAACCGGAGGGGAUGCAAUCUACCCCACUCCCCCAAACGGUUGCCCUUUUGAAAUGGAGAGCAGUGGAGAUUCCCUUGCUGCAGAUCUGUCUUCCUAAACUUCCGAAAUGCCGACGGGUUUAUGAGCAAAGGGCCUAGUUGAAAAGGAAAGGAGGCUUGGGGUGUGGGGAGAGGAUCCGGGAAGGUGAGGAUUGAGGAUCGGGACUGGAGGGGGGCCUUGGAGCCCUGUACAGGACAGAGCAUAGCUUCUCAUAAGACUUCGAAAAGUCCAUGCUAGACGCUAGGGGUGCUGGAGAUGUUCUUAUCAUUUCCCUUUUGUCUGCUGUCCAGGGUAAACUGAAAUAUCCCAGCAUCUUCCCGAGAGAAUUUCAGUUACCUAGAUAAUCCGAGUUUGAAAAAAGCAAUAGCGAUUACCACCUUUGUAGUCAUUGGGGUUAAAAUGGAGCUAAGGAAAAACAGGAUUAGAUAAUGGUUCUUCGGGCUAUAAUGAUGUCACUGGGGGAGGAAAGGGACCAGAGAAUUACAAAUUCUUGGAUCUGAACUGAGGGAUCUAAAAUGAGAUGGAGGGCUAGGCAAAUUCCAAUCCUGUCUUAUGUGAGUCUUCCUGUAUACCAAACCAGGGGCUUUGGUCUUCUGAAAAAGCAGCAGUACCCCGAGUAUUUAUUGAAGAGGACUAUUAUUGUGGUUUUUAGUGUUGCUGUCCUCAUUUUGAGAACACAUUUUCCUAGACUCAAAGACUAUGCAGAGAACAUCGUGUUAUAAUAUGGACAUUUUCGGCAAUGAAAAGAGCUUCCAGUACCCCCUCCAAACUCCUCACACCUAGUAAUGAUCUACAGGGAGAUUUGAGCAUCACCUGGGAAGUAGCGCAGGAAAGAAAUAAGGGCUCUAAUGCAAAGGUUCUUAACUCUUUGUGUUAAAGGCCCUUUGGCAUCUGCUAACAGGAAUGGACCACCUUUCAGAAUGUUUUUAACUCAUUGAAGAAAAUACUAAACUCUAGUUAGAGGUUAAUGACAAUAAAGAUAUAUAUUUUCCCAAGUUCCCCCUGAAAAAAUGUAGCCAUUCAUACUUUGGGGAUUCAUGGACCCCAACUUUAAGAUCUUAUCUCUAAUUAGACUUAGUCUCCUGAAUUUCAUCACUUAGAAGCCCAUCUCUUUAGCAGAGUCUGGAGAAAGGCUUAAGACAAUUUGGCAGAUCAUUCCAAUACCUGCUCUAUUCUUCCUUAUUUCUUUCCUCUCCUAGACCUCUUUUUUUUUUUUUUUGGCCAAGCGGCCAGGUGAUUUGAAUGCUGCAGGGUAGUUUAGACAUCGGUGACAGGAUAGGGCUCCCGCCUGGAACUGGGGAGUCAAUGAGAAGUGGGAUCUACUUCUCUUUCCUCAUAGAAUAUUCUUUCUCUUCACUCUGUUCCCUUCCAAAUACUGAGGGAAGGAAAGGGAGUUGCUGCAUCAUCUGGCUGAAUAUUUUAUUGUUUUACAUCGCCCUUCGUUCGGAAAUGGAACGCCUUUGAUCUUUUUCUCAGGUUGUAAACGGAAUUGCCCAUCAUUAAAUACCCCCGGCCCCAUCUGCUUCACCUCCCUGCCUUUUUCUUUACAGCUGUUUCUCUCUUUUUACAAUAGACUUUUAAAAAAGGACUUUUAUGACACCCUCUCCCCUUCCAUUCUGUCUCCCCUUCGUUCUUUUUAUUUCCUCUGAGAAGCGUCAGAGAAAAUAACUAUCGAGAUUUUCGUUUGUUCGUGAUCUAAAGGGGGGGGGGGACGGAAGAAGGGAGCCCAGUUGUUCUGUGUGUAGGGUUUUCUUUUUCUUUUUCUGUUUCUGCCUUCUGUUUUUCUUUUUUGAAAUGAAAAGUCCUUUGGGGGCGGGGGACGAGAAAGAGGGAAGCCAGAGGGGAUAAAUUUUGACUUUUGCUCCUCAGCCUUUGGGUGACCCUUCCCUCUUUUGUACUUAGUCAAUGUUUACGUCUCAUAAUUCAUGCGCCGGGGAGUAGAACAGCUUACGGUCUUAGCUCCCGUGCAUUUUCGGAAUCAUCGCAUCUAUUUGCAGGGGUUGGAAGAGGAGUGACACCCCAUAAUACGGGCUAAGCGAACCGCCCCGCCAGGUCUUCCCAGUGCCCUGCUCCGUCCUCACCUCUCAAACAAACAGGCAAAAAGCCAAACCAAACCAAACCAGACUAAUUCCUAUCCCCGCCCUCCCCCCCCCCCGAAGACUGUGCUCUGAGUAAACGAACUGAAGGAUUUCUAUGCCAAGAAGAUCUCUCUGUCUUCUGUAUAUACCCUGUAGAUCCGAAUUUGUGUAAGGAAUUUUGUGGUCACAAAUUCGUAUCUAGGGGAAUAUGUAGUUGACAUAAACACUCCGCUCAUUUUUUUUCCCAGAAGAGAAAAUUUUUUAAAUUCUAGAAUAAAGAGGAUCCAGUGAUGUGACCAGAAGGGCAUUAUUUUCUAUAAGUCCUGAGUUUCUAUGUCUUUCUUUCUGUCUCUUCCUCUCCCUAUUGGACAAGAUUUCUAUCUACCUGAGAUCUCGGCUCCUCACCCUAAUGAACCCACACAGACUGAUUUCUUUCCUCUUUUUAUCUCUUUUCUAGCUCUUUCUCAGGAGACCAGUUUAAAAACACUCUUUCCUUGCCCGGUCACACAAACCUACAUAUGCACAUACAUGUAUGUGUAUGUGUAUAUAUCUAUGUCUAUAUCUAUCUAUCUAUCUAUCUAUCUAUCUAUCUAUCUAUCUAUCUAUCUAUCUAUCUAUCUAUCAAUGGGGCAGGAUCGGAGAUUACCAAACGACUUAGGUUGCUGACUUGGGAAAGGAAAGAAACGGGAGCCGGUCUCCUCAAAUUCAUUUUUCUUUCUAAAGGGAGCUGAGGUCGGGGAAUAAGUCUCUUUAACUUUCAGCUCAGAAUGGGAUGCUGCUAUUUAUACACAAUUGUCAUAAACAAUUACAAAAGACUCUUGGGGGGGGGGGUGUCAUCCUUGGAGCUUCAACAACCACAACAGACACAAUAUUAGCAUUCUUAUCUACUCUAUUGCUAGUCCUAAAUCAGUAUUUCUCUGAAACACUGUUAGUACUUCUCAGAUGUAGCUGAUAUUAAUAAAUUAUUAUUCGUUUAAUGCUCAAAGGUCCGGAUUUUCUUAUACAGCCCCCAACUCUGUUUAUUUCCCUCCAAAAAAUAUAGGGAGCUUCUAGACUCUGGAGUAAGGUGAAAAGUGAGGGAGGGGGGAGAAAUGGGCACAGAGGGACAAACUGACAAGAUCAGCUUAAUAGAGCAGCUAAAUGCGAUUUGGAAGGCGAGGUAUCCCCGAAUUAGUGGAUGAAUUUCCUAUCGAUCCGCAACUGGUUCAAUUCAUCUCUGCCAACCCCCUCAGCACACUCGGGCGGCUCCGACGCCUUGUCUCUCCACUAUCACCACCACCAUCCCCUCCCCACACCCCCUGGAGAAAGACGAAGAGAAUUCAGCCAGAGAGAUACCUUCCCAAUUCCCUUUCCCACCCCCGACUGAAGUGCCCUCUCCAGGAAAAAUCUCGCCCCCUCCCAUUUCUCCUCUUGGGAGCUCAGCUUUUGGGGUCCAAAAGAUCCCUUCUGCUCCUUAGGGUGAAAGAUAGUGGGGGAGGAUGAUGAGGGUAGAGAUAGACACCCCCCCACCUUAGUGGGAAGCUUCAAUGAGGGGUGCUCACUCAUCACCCCCAAUUUCUCCCUGUUUGCACCCGGUCCCCCAGGGACCCUGAAGAGGGAGAGGAAGAAGGGGAGGAGGUCGCACACACAUUGGCCCUAUGUAAAUACUGGUGAUGGGGGUGAGGGUGGGGGAGAGCAGAAGGGGGGAGAAAAAAACCCUCUCUGCGCCGAAGCUCUUUGGCUAGAGUAGGGUCCGGGUGAACAGAUUUCCUUAUCCGGGAAUCGCCGCCGGAGCGGCUAUUGGCUCGGGGGAUCACGUGGCCCCCUAACUUAGUUCACUUGACAGUAAGUAGGUGGGCUUUCGGAAACAGGAAAACGAGUCAGGGAUCGGAAUAAAUUUUAGUAUAUUUUGUGGGCAAUUCCCAGAAAUUAAUGGCUAUGAGUUCUUUUUUGAUCAACUCCAACUAUGUGGAUCCCAAGUUCCCUCCCUGCGAGGAAUAUUCACAGAGCGAUUACCUACCCAGCAACCACUCGCCCGGGUACUACGGCAGCGGCCAGAGGCGAGAGAGCAGCUUCCAGCACGAGGCGGGGUACGGGCGGCGGGCGGCUUGCACCGUGCAGACCUAUGCGUCCUGUCAAGAGCCCGGCCACCCGCCGCCGACGGUGCUGUCCCCGAGGGCUCCAGUCCAGCCGCAGGCAGGGGCUCUUCUGUCUGAGCCGGGCCAGCGCUGUGAGGCGGUCAGCCCCAGCCCCCCGCCACCGCCCUGUGGUCAAAACCCUCUACACCCCAGCCCAUCCCACUCCUCUUGCAAAGAACCCGUAGUCUAUCCCUGGAUGCGGAAAGUUCACGUGAGCACCGUAAAUCCCAAUUACAACGGAGGGGAGCCAAAGCGCUCCCGGACAGCUUAUACCCGCCAACAAGUCUUGGAGCUGGAGAAGGAGUUUCACUAUAACCGCUACCUGACCCGGAGGCGGAGGGUGGAAAUCGCUCACUCCCUCUGUCUCUCUGAGCGCCAGAUAAAGAUCUGGUUCCAGAACCGCCGGAUGAAAUGGAAAAAAGACCACAAGUUACCCAACACGAAGAUCCGUUCAAACACGUCGGGGUCGUCUGGAGGGGCUCAGAGUCGAGCCAAUGCAACCCCCACCUCGCUAUAACGCUCCUGCCCAGGGAGCGGAGACCUUGGAUUAUGGGGGUGGGAGUGGAGAUUGGUGGGAGGGUGAGGGGUGGGGGAGGAGAAAAAAGUGGGAGGGCAAUGGUGCUUAGGACCAGAAAAUUUUGUCUCUGCAGAAAAAAAAUAAUAAUAAUAAAGAGAGAGAAGAAGGGGGAGGGGAAUCUUAUUUAUAGCAAGAACAGAAGAGGGGGCAGAAGUGACCCCCAGAAGCACAGAGUUCGUGGCUCUUGUUUUCUUCCAUUUUUUUCUUUUUUGAGGAAAAAAAAAAGAGGUGGAGAAGAAGGCUACAGAUACUAGUUUUCAGAUUUGGCCAAGAUGGAUCCAUGUUUCAUCUUUAAUCACGCCAACCUCAGGCCCAUUUGUCAUGCUCAGUCUGCCGGAGAGAGGACGGACUCUCUGCCUGCCAUUACCUCGACAACCAGCGCUCGAGCUAACAAAUGAGGCUCUCUUUCUUGAAGACGGACUGGAUUCCCCCCCCCCCAUUCCAUCGCAGGCACCCUAGGAAAGCAUAUUCAGACAACCAGAUAGAACAGUUGGGGGGGGGAGUGGAGAUGGUUAAAGGAAAAAAUUCUCACCCACUUAGAGCUUCCUCUCCCCCCCCCAGUAUGAUUUUUGGUUACCCUCCUUCCUACGUGUUGCAUAGGGAUGUGAUCUGAGAGUGUUGAGGAGACUGUGGAAAGAAAGGGAGUGGAAAGGUCAGGGAUGAGAGUAGGGAUGAGUGGCACCACUGCACCAAGAAAAGAAAUUGAGGCUGAGGAAGAAAAUAAAUGGAGACUAGGAAAAUGUAAAAUGCAUUUGCAUCCCCUGCUAAUGAAGGUACUGGCAGGUUAAUUCGCUUGUGAAUGCUAGAAACCUGAUUAGCUUAGUAACGCUGCCCCAAACCCAAGGACCCUGGAACUCUGAUUUCUCUCUUUCGGAGAGUUUCUUCCUGAGGCAGGGGCCUCCUUUUAAGAACAUUCUGUCCGUUUUCCGACCGAGAAUGUGACCCAGCAACCAGAACUCUGUGCCCCAGUCUGUUGGGAAGAAGGUGCUCUGGGCCUUCAGAUCGUUUGUUGUUGUCGUCUUCUCAUCGUUUUUUUUGUUGUUGUUGUUUUUUUAACUAUGAUGAUGAUGUUUAAGACUAUGAACAAUUUAUUUUAUUUUGUGUGCGUCUUCUCCGUGUUCUCUUCCUGACAUUCCAAAUCAUUCCUGUUGCAAAGCCAACUGGCUCCCUUCAGGAACAGAAAGAUACCUCUUUUGGCAGUCAGUGUGAAAUUUCCCAUGACGUGUUCAUAGUGAAAAUAGAAAUAAAUUUUGGUUCCUUGUGACUAGCUCGGCUGUGUGUUUGUUAAAGCCUUGAUGUAACUCUAGGAUACAGGUGAUGUGACCUAUGCUAGAAACCGCAUGCUAUGCAUAUUAUUAGAAUAGGCCAAAGAUUUUUCAAGAUGCCUGAUAAAACCACUCUUUCUAGUUCAGUUGACCUCAAAUAACAAUAGCAAGUUUUUGUUAUCUAUUUUUUUAAAGUGGUGAUGGUGUGUGUGCACUCCUGUUUUGUUUGGGUUUUAUUUCCCUACCCAGAAAUUGGUCAGAAGGGCCAAGUAGUCUUCCUAACUGGGAGGUUUAAAAAAAGGAUUAAUGAUACAGUACAAGAAACUUAAAUCCUGCUCAGACUUUGAUAUGGUCAUUUAUUUGUUCUAAGCACAGAGAAUGUCUUUCUGUGGACUCACUCUCAACAAUCCUCGCUUUGGAGACUAAAGUUUCUAAGAUAGUGAGACAGUUCCCCAAGGAAGCAGACCUCCCUUUCUCCGACUUGGGAAGGUACCUCUCUGGUACUAGUCUCCUCCGAGGUGUUUAACGCCUUAAUGAGUCUAAUUUUUUGCACAGAUGUUUCUCGGUGUUUGCAGGUUUUCCGAGGAUUUUUAUAUUACAAAGGAGCCGGCUGGUGCCAUAGCUCAAACUCUGACAAGCAAAUAGAUAAUCAAGAAGACGAAUGGCCUCUUUUGUGAAGCUCCCCUCUUGUAUUAAUUUUCAUUUUCUUUCUCAUAGAAAGUAUCGAAAGAGAGACUGGGGGACCCAAUAGCAUUGGGGCUCUGAAGGUCCGAUUGCCCCGAGACUGUGUAUUUUUUGAGGGAGGAGUUAUAGAAAAAGAGGACAACAAUUGAUUCUCUGGUGUAAUGUUCGAGGACACACAGUCUUGACUUAUGGAAGGCGCUAAUUCCUAUAGCGAGUCCUUACUCUGACUUUCCAGCCUUUACUGUAGCUAAGGUCUCCUACCAUUCCUAAAGAGGAUGUUAGCUACCUUAAAUAGCAUUGUUACUUUGUGGCAUCUUCCUUAGUCCAAUAAAAAAAGUCCCUAAUUUC